GCCCAAUCAAGCCAAGAUCCGAGAUCUUCUCAUUGUGAUCUUCAUCAUCGGCGAGGAGGAAGAUGUGCCCGUCGUCACUGCGAGGGCAAAUGAGUCACGACCAGACUUUACACUAUGUAGAGCAAGGAAACGCAGGAGGUGUGAAAGGAGCCGAGGCAGGUCACUGUUGCUUUGAAUAUCAUUUUACACCAAGCCUGAUUUAGUGUGAACGUCCGUCGGGAGCCUUUCAACAUGAGCAACCACCAGGCUCCUCCCCAAGCUGCAUCCUCCGAGCUGGAGGUGAUCUCCCAGCAAGUGGAGGAGGAAAACCAGUGCGUGGCCCCAGUUCAGCUGGUUAGCUUCACCUACAGAGACUUGCCUCUGGCCGCCCUGGAUGUAUCCCUCGCUGGAUCUCAGCUCAUCUCAAACCCGGAUGAAGAGGACAACAGGGAAGGGUCCAACUGGCUGAAGCCGUGCUGCGGGGGCCGGGCGGCAUUGUGGCAAGUGUGCCUCGCGUCAGCCGGCUUCAACUGUGUCCUGGUGGCCUGCGUGGUGCUGGUGGUUCUGCUGCUGACUCUGGAGCUGCUCGUCGACACCAAGCUGCUGCAGUUUAACAACGCAUCCCAGUUUGCCUGCGUCAUCCACUGGAUCAGCCUGGCUAUCCUGUCUGUGUUCUUCACCGAGACUGUUUUCAGGAUCGUGGUCCUGGGGAUAUGGGAUUACAUCGAGAAUAAAGUGGAGGUGUUCGAUGGAGCCGUCAUCGUCCUCUCACUGGCCCCCAUGGUGGCCUCCACGGUGGCCAACGGCCCCAGCAGCCCCUGGGACGCCAUUGGCCUCAUCAUCACGCUGCGCAUCUGGAGGGUCAAAAGGGUCAUUGACGCCUACGUGGUGCAAGUGAAGGUGGAGAUGGAGCUGGAUAUCCAGCAGUAUGAGAAGACCAAGGCGGUGAGAGAGGAACAGCUCGACCGCCUCACUCAGAUCUGCCAGGAGCAGGCGUUUGAGAUCCGGCAGCUGAGGGCCCACCUGGCCCAACAGGACCUGGAUCUGGUGGCGGAGCGGGAGGCAGCCAUGCAGAUCCACCAUUUGUGGGGUAAACCGGGCAGCAGUUUCCAUGAGGUGGACGGACUGGCCCCUGGGGUCUCCGAACAUCACAGGCCGGCCAAAGUUAGAGAGCCCGGCGGGCCCUCAGAUCACCACGGCCAGGACGACAUGAACAACUACAUCAGUCAGUACUACAGCGAGCCAAGCAGCGGUGAGCAUCAACGACAUCCCUUUCACUCCACCAUCCCGGUAUCUGUAUCAGUCCGUGUGCCGUCUCUUGUAGACAUGGGCAUCCCGGACCCCGCCGCGCGCGUCAUCACCACGGCGGCCAUCGACGUCCACCUGCCCGACAACCCCAGCCAGCUCCCCCCGUCUCUGGUGAGCGCGGACGGCGUGUCUGGCCUGCAGCGCGCCAACAGCUCGGCCAGCGAAGCCUCGGCCACGACGGCGUCACGCAUCAGCAGCCGCACGCUGGGGUCGGCCGCCGACUACAGCUCCACCGUGCGCGAGGCGUCUACGUCCACGGACUACAGCGACCAACACUGCUACCCGCCGCCCUACAGCAGCCCCCUGGCCCUGGGGACUCAGCCCAGGGGGAGUCCCAGCGCCGUGGUGCAGGAGCUGCUCUCCUCUUUGUCCGAGGACUCCUGUCUCACCCAGAAGGGCCUGGAUCCCGUCAACCUCAAACCGCCCAGCCCGACCGGUUCCACUAAAAACAGCUCCGAGCUGGAAAACAGGAUGAACAUCUACAACAAGAGGAACCAGGAGACCCGGCUCAGGUCGCACAGCAAACCCCUCAUCCAACUGCAGGGCACUGAAGCUUUCCUGGAGGAGAAGUACCGGAUGAUGGAGCCGGUCGACGCUCCGAUCCAUCAUCUGUCUGGGACAUAAGGCUGUGGCGGAGUGCAGGAACAGGAACCUCCCUUGAUGCGCCAAACCACCAUCUGUCAGAGACAUAAGAUAGUGGACAAAAAAAGGAACCUUGAUAGAUUCUCAAAUCCAUCAUCAGUCUGAGAUAAUAAGGUGAAAAAAUUUAGCAGGAACAGGAAUCUUCAUAGAUGCUCCAGCCAAUCACCCACCUGGGACAUAACAUGGUGGAACAGAGCCGGAACAGGAACCUCACUUGAUGCUCCAAACCACCCUCUGUCUGAGACAUAAAAUGGUGGACGAGAAUAGAAACAGGAACCUCAAAAGAUAUUUGAAUCAAUCAUCUGUAUGACACAUAAAGCAGUGAAAGAGACCAGGAACAGGAACCUCCAGAGAUGCUCUAGUUAAUUAUGUGUGUGGGAAUUAAAAUGGUGGAUGAAAGCAGGAAGAGGAACCUCAAUAGAUGCUUUCUCAGACAUAAGGUGGUGGUAGAGAGCAGAAAUAGGAACUUCAAUAGCUGCUCCAAUUCAGCGCCUGUCUUGGACAUUACAUGGUGGAGGGGAGCAGAAACAAACCUCCAUUGAUGCACCAGUUUAUCAUCUGUCUGGGACUCAACAUGGUGGAUGAGAGCAGGAACCUAAAUAGGUGCUCCUGUCCAUCAUGUGUCAUGGACACAACAUGGUGGAGAGGUGGCGGUGAAGAACAGGAGCAAGCACGUCAACGGGCUUCAUUUGUACACUUGUGUGCCCAUGGACCUGGAAGAGGACCACCUAUCAGGAAAUGACUCUCACUAAGACACUUUGAUAAUUUGACAAAACUUGACCAGCAACAGGAAGCAUUCCUAAUGCUGCAUGAACUUAGAACCUCUGCAAGCACAUCUGCCCUUUUAAUAAAACAUCGUAAAAGCAGUUUGAUGGAAUAACUGCAGGGUACAGCGGAAUCAGUGUUUGUCAUUUUUAAUCUUUGUCUUUCUAUUUUAGCUAUGUUUGUAAUCUAAAUUCUAUGAAUGGAGUUUUAAAAAAAAAAAAGACUUUUUCAAUCUAAUCAAGUUCAGCUUCGUCAGUACUGAAAUUUACAUCAAGGUGUACAUUAUUGUAUUAUUGACUUUUAAAGGUUGUUAAUCUGUGUAAAUAUUUGUAAACAAGAAUGUGCGUCUACUACCAAUUGAUUAUAGCAUGAAGCUUCUAAAAUAUUGCACACCAACUUUAUAGUACUGGCAACAGACGUUUUCUAUCUCGGUCAUUAUGGAGGGCUGACACUACAGAGAGCGACCAAUAAAGAGAAAAAGAAUACACAA
Phyllopteryx taeniolatus (common seadragon) is the source of this 3184-nucleotide messenger RNA. RefSeq names its product transmembrane protein 266 (gene tmem266). The record is from RefSeq and is a predicted model, not a curated record. Gene Ontology annotation, cellular component: plasma membrane. Lineage: Eukaryota; Metazoa; Chordata; Actinopteri; Syngnathiformes; Syngnathidae. Gene Ontology annotation, biological process: transmembrane transport; monoatomic ion transport. Gene Ontology annotation, molecular function: monoatomic ion channel activity; voltage-gated channel activity. Bases 232 to 1911 code for a protein of 559 amino acids. The transcript has 10 exons.